This is a messenger RNA of Ceutorhynchus assimilis (cabbage seed weevil), 2216 nucleotides long. NCBI's taxonomy places the organism in Eukaryota, Metazoa, Arthropoda, Insecta, Coleoptera, Curculionidae. The record is from the annotation of a GenBank genome assembly.
UCGAGUGGCUGUGUUUAGUCACGCCCUCUUUUAUGUUUUUAUUUACAAACAAAAAUUCCCAAAUUUAGGGCUUAUCUAGAUAAUAUAGCACAAAACCGCAGGGGUCCGAACAUAAACCGAUGCGUCUAGUUUUGUCAAAACCACUUUUUGCCUCAGUGAUAUUUCCGCAGAUAUGAUUUUCGCACAAACAAAUUGUUGUGCUCGCGAGUCGUGGUGUAAGGAUGUUGCUAAAUUCGCUGUUCUGCCCCAAAUAAUUGGCAUUACUCAAGCCCCACUUUUAUAGAUAUCCUCGAAUUUACCAAAUUUAAUCACGCUGGAACUCAUGGAACUGGAAAAUAUUGUGGCAAAUACAGUCUAUUUAAAGGCUAGAGAAGGUGGAUCUGAUAAUAAUAAAGGCAAAAGCAAAAAAUGGAAAAAAAUACUGCAAUUUCCUCAUAUUUCCCAAUGUCUUGAAUUAGUCAAUAAAAUAGAUGUUAGGUAUGAAUAUGUAGUUGAACUACAGCCAAUUGGAAAAAUUUUAUUUGGACAAUGGUGCGAGCUCCAAGGAUCCCUAUAUCACUCAUGUUUUCUUCUAAUUGAUUUCGCCAAACAAUAUGGGGUGGAGACUGAUGAUCAAAGGAAUACCUUAGUUAGCAUUAUUAAACAGGCAAACCCAGAACAAAAAAAGGCUCUACUAAUAACUGAAGCGGAUGAUCUUUUUGUGGAAGGAGAACAAUUGGAUGACGGCCCUAAUAAGGACAAAUUUUAUGAUAUUAUCCAGUCAGUCAAGAAUUAUUUAUCAGGAGAACCAUUUUUGGAGUUUUCUAAAUCUAUGUACUUUCACCGUUACUUGCAAUGGAAGUGGUUAGAAUCUCAGCCUGUGACGCACAAGACGUUUAGAAUGUACCGCGUUCUAGGCAAAGGUGGUUUUGGGGAGGUUUGCGCAUGUCAGGUUCGAGCUACUGGCAAAAUGUACGCUUGUAAAAAACUUGAAAAGAAACGCAUCAAGAAGCGGAAAGGCGAGGCGAUGGUACUAAUUGAAAAGCAAAUUUUGGAAAAAAUCAAUUCUCGUUUCGUAGUAAAUUUGACGUACGCCUACGAAACUAAAGACGCUUUAUGUCUUGUGUUAACCAUAAUGAGCGGGGGCGACCUAAAGUUUCAUAUUUACAACAUGGGCGGUGAUCCCGGCUUGGAUUUGAAUAGAACUAGGUUUUAUGCUGCUGAAGUGAUCUGCGGGCUGGAGCAUUUACACAAGCAGGGUAUUGUGUACAGAGAUUGCAAGCCAGAAAACAUUUUAUUGGAUGACAAUGGUCACGUACGCAUUUCAGACUUGGGAUUGGCUAUUGUUUUACCAGAAGGAGAGUCCGUGCGCGGUAGAGUCGGCACUGUAGGCUAUAUGGCUCCUGAAGUAAUUGACAACGAACGCUAUAGCUUCAGUCCUGACUGGUUUAGCUUUGGGUGUCUUGUAUAUGAGAUGAUCGAAGGACAAGCGCCUUUCAGGGCACGCAGGGAAAAAGUUAAAAGAGAGGAAGUGGAUAGAAGAGUCAAAAUGGAACCGGAAAGAUACUCAACUAAAUUUAGUGAAGACUCAAAAUCGUUUUGUCAGCAAUUGCUUAUCAAGAGUCCCAACGAUCGUUUAGGUGGUAAAGCCGAUCGCCAAGGGGCGUUGCUAGUAAAACAACAUCCGUUCUUUCAAGAGAUUAAUUGGAGAAGGUUAGAGGCUGGUAUGGUUGAUCCGCCUUUCGUACCAGAUCCCCACGCUGUUUACGCCAAAGACGUCCUAGACAUCGAACAAUUCUCCACCGUCAAAGGCGUAAACAUUGAUGAGAGUGAUGCAACUUUCUACUCCAAGUUUAACACUGGUUGCGUCUCGAUCCCGUGGCAAACCGAGAUCAUCGAGACCGACUGCUUUAGGCAAUUAAACCUCUACGGAUUGAACAAUACGAGAUCACCUGAUCUAGUACUAGAACCAGCACCGCAGGCCCAGAGCAGUGAUUGUUUUCCGUUCCGACGAAAGAAAAAACAAAUUCCUAGGAACCAGCCAGUACCUAUCAGCUCUUCGUUACUGUCAUCGUUGUCAUAGACCCCGUCAUCAUUGUGUAACUGUCAUAGUGCUUUUAAUUUAUGUAGUUCCUUUGUUCAUCAUUGUCUUUCUAUUUAAGCAGCCAAUACAUUUGUAUAUAAACUAAACAAUUAAGUACCUAAGUAUAGACAACUCAAUUUAUUUGGUGUUUUAA